Molecule: messenger RNA, 306 nt
Organism: Protopolystoma xenopodis
Lineage: Eukaryota; Metazoa; Platyhelminthes; Monogenea; Polystomatidea; Polystomatidae
Source: the annotation of a GenBank genome assembly
AUGGAUGCCGAAGGAUCUAAACUAGCAGAAUACAUCACACAGACUGGACACGAGAUCAAUUGGAAGGCAACAGAAAGAAGAGCCCCAUGCGGUGACAACACAAUGAAGCGCAAGAUUACGGAGGUCAUUAACGUCGUUGGGGAGAAAAAUCUAAUGAACAAGAGAUUGGAGGAAGGUAAAGUUAGCGAUAACUUUUCCUACUGCUUAAGCAAACUUGGGGAAAACAAGAAUGGAACAAGACCAGAAAAAAAAGAGACGCCUGGAUCAAGGAUCUGCCGCCAACCGGAGAAAAAGGGAUCGCGAUGA